UUUACUUUUUCUUCCUUGGCGCAGUUGAGGACUAGAUAGGGAGUCCUUUCGGCUGUAUGUUUCAAUGGGUCUGAGGACAUGAUCGGAGCGAGAAGCGAGGACGGCGCUCAGGGAAUAUGCUGUCGGGCUGUAAUGGAGUGAAACUGUAUGUUAAGGCUCCUGCCGCAGUCCCUGUGGAAUAAAAGCAGCCUGGUCAAUAUUUUGUGACCAUUCCUGGCAUCUUCCUGCUGUGUAUACCAAGAUGGGGAACGGAUUGUCAGAUCAUCACUCCCUCUUCCCCUGCCUGCCGUCCUUCCAAGCUCUCCACAUUGUCAUUCUGGGACUGGACUGCGCAGGCAAGACCACUGUGCUGUACCGCCUGCGUUUCAAUGAGUUUGUGAACACUGUUCCAACUAAGGGCUUUAACACGGAGAAGAUCAAAGUGUCUCUCGGAGGUAGCCGACGGACCGCGUCCUUCCAUUUCUGGGAUGUAGGUGGUCAGGAGAAGCUGCGGCCUCUGUGGCGCUCCUACACACGCUGUGCUGAUGGUAUUGUGUUUGUGGUGGACUCAGUGGACGCUGAACGCAUUGAGGAGGCCAAGACGGAGCUGCACAAGAUCACACGGCUGGCAGAGAAUCAGGGCGUGCCAGUUCUGGUGGUGGCCAACAAACAGGACCUGAGGAACUCACUCACUCUGACUGAGAUGGAGAGUAUGUUGGCGCUGGGUGAGCUCAGCACCGCCACUCCCUGGCACCUUCAGCCUGCCUGUGCUAUAAUCGGCGAGGGGCUACAGGAAGGUCUGGAGAAGCUGCACGCCAUGAUCAUGAAGAGGAGGAAGAUGCUGCGGCAACAGAAGAAGAAGAGAUGACGUGCUGUCAGGGGGAAUUCUAAAAUGUGAGCUGGAUCUAAAGCUUCAUUCGAACUACUGCGAGCAGCGUACAAUCUGCUGGUCCUUUGUGACAAGUCAUUCGGCUGCCCGUUGAAGCCUCACCGGUUGAGUUCGAUCCCUCCAGUGAAACAGUUUGUUCAGGUCAGCCAGUGUUUCGCUGCCACAGAGGACGGUGGAAUCGACUUCUGCCCCGUGGAUUUUGGAUUCCGAAAGUCCUGUCUGCAACCAGUCAUUCCACAGGAAGUCCAGUAUUAUGCUGUACAGCAGCAAGCUAUGAAGUUUACACUGAACUCUUUAAAGUGGACAAUGAGCUCUGACUUGUCUGUUUUAUGUUAUUUGUUCAAAUAUGUGCUGCCUAUCUGUUGAAAAACAAUCAGUCUUUAUAUUUGUACUCUACCAAAGCUUGUGUUGAGAUCGGAGACAGGACCGUAUUAUAGCAAACAGAUCUAAGAUGCGUUUAUCAGUUUUAGUGACAAGUAUUUUAUAUCCAUGUUGCACAAGAAGAGUUUGGUCCAGAAGUUUACAAGAGGUGUAAUGAUUCAAUAAGAGCAGGACCCACAAUGGCCCUUAAACAUGUUAACACUAUUUAAAAUAAUGCUGUUAAUGUUAACGAUGGAGGCGAUUGCUUAGCAGUUUGGUGUACCCGCCUUCCUAAGAAUUUGACCUACAAAAUUCUGAGCGCAGCCACACUGUCAGAAUUAAUCUGUCUAAUCUGAAGGAAAAAGGGCAAGUGUUUCAGAGUCCCUUUAUACGAACAUGAAGUCAACAGCAGGAUGCGGGAGAUUCAGUUUCCCCUCUGACAGUAUUUUUAAAAAGGAGCAGAAUGCAGUGCCUGAGGACAGGACAUGGCUGAUGGCUGGGAUUGGGACCUUUGUCACAGUAAUUAAUGCCUUACCUCAGUUACACAUGUACCACUUAAACUUGUUUUUAAAGAUCAUACAACAGCUAAUAAUUACAAGUGACAGUAAAGUCAAAUUUUAGAUUAUUGUUUAGUGAUAGACCAAUAAAUCCUUGUGGCCAAUGAUAUAUCAGCCUAUAUAAGCUAAUUGCUAAUAUACCAAUAUCAGUUUAUUUGUCAGCUGUUAGGUAACAAGCGCUGUCACUACAUAAAAGACAAAUAUAUGAUUUAAAUAAUUUAAAGAAAACUUAAAAUGUCUGUUUGUGUUAAAAAUCACCUGAUGUGCUGUUAGUGGAUUGUUUUUUUUGUACUCAGCCAAUGUUUUUGUACAAAACUAAUGAUUUUAUCUCCCUCCAGUAUCCAUUCAGCAUUAUUAAUUUUAGCUCUGCAGUAAAUAUUUAAGCUACCAUUACUUAAGAAAUGUUUACCAGCUUGUAGGGCUGGGUGACCUGUUUUGUUUUUUUGUUUUUUGUUUUAUACUAGUGCUGGGACAGUUAGAACUUAAUCAAAAUUAUAAUUUGAUCAACAUUUUUCUACAAAACCUUUUCAUUUCCAGAAAACGCAGAAGCGCUCGAUUUUUAAACGUUCAAAAAACAAGCAGCUUUUCAGGGCCUCAAUAAAAUGUUAAAACUAACAAACUUAUGAUUUUAAUCAGAGACAGUCUGAUCACAGAAUAAGUAAACGGGAUUUCAAAUCUGACCAGACGGGUCUGCGGAAACGUUUCAGUGGUUGGAUGGCAUUGAGAUUCUUUGCUCGCCGGCGUUACACUUUGUACUUGGAAUGUCAGUAAUUACUUUGCUGGCCCUAACAGUGAGAUAGAAUUUCAUAGCUAUCAUUAGUGAGCUCACUCGCUAAUAUUGGAAUAAGCUGCCCCUACUGAAUACAUGAUUUGGCUACCGUACUUGGUAGUCAACUAUAAUUGUCGUUUAGUCUUGUCAAGCUAAUUUAAUGGCAUUUUCUAAUAUUCUUUGAUUCAGUGGUUCAGCAUUAAGUGUCAUACAAGUAAUGCAUUAUUAACUGUGAUAAAAGGCUCCGCAGCUGGUCACCCAGCAUAAUCACAUAGGAGCAAAUGGGGAGAAAGUUCAUCACAAAGCUGAUUGUUUCAGCUUUAGCCCAAGACCCAUCUGUUGUCUCUGUGUGGCUGGGAGAAGCUGUGACUUCAGAACCAGCACAGCUCCCUGUAGACGUGUUCUGUUGAUUGACAGCAGGUAAUAUUCCUCGGGCGUCUGUCCCAGAGAGAUGGACUGGUGUCCGAGCCAGCCUCACCUAUAUCUGACCACACAUUCACAUAUUCUGCAGAGUCGGCAUCUGAAUGCACUUUAAUGGUCCUUUAACUGACCUUCGAAAGGACACUGACAGAAUUCUGGAUGAUUCUGAAACUGAAAGAAGUGAAGUAUUGCUUCAAAAGAAGCGUUUUACAUAUAUAUAUAUAUAUAUAUAUAUAUAUAAAAAUAUGUUGGAUACUAUUGCCAAGUUUCGCUCUUCCGCUGUUUGGCAGAGUGUUCAUAUUUAUGUGUUUGAUCCACUUUGUUCACUUGGAAUAAAGCAACAAAAGGACAGUGAUGCA
Scatophagus argus is the source of this 3333-nucleotide messenger RNA. RefSeq names its product ADP-ribosylation factor-like 4ab (gene arl4ab). The coding region runs from base 242 to 847 and encodes 201 amino acids. Lineage: Eukaryota; Metazoa; Chordata; Actinopteri; Scatophagidae. Gene Ontology annotation, cellular component: cytoplasm. Gene Ontology annotation, molecular function: GTPase activity; GTP binding. The transcript has 2 exons. Gene Ontology annotation, biological process: intracellular protein transport; vesicle-mediated transport. The record is from RefSeq and is a predicted model, not a curated record.